Molecule: messenger RNA, 633 nt
Organism: Medioppia subpectinata
Lineage: Eukaryota; Metazoa; Arthropoda; Arachnida; Sarcoptiformes; Oppiidae
Source: the annotation of a GenBank genome assembly
UUGACCGAAUUAUUGAUCAUUGAUUCGAUUUUCGUGGAAAUCAUUUUCGGCAAAAUCCCGGAAAUCCUUUUGAUCCACUCGAAGUUCUUGGAGGGGUUGCGGCACCGGAUGUGCUCGUGGUCGCCUCAAGAGACCACUGUCGGCGAUCUGUUCGCACUGUUCGACGAGAAGAGCGUUUCCUCCGCUUACCUCUCGUUCGUCGACAACUGGUUCGAAGCCAAACAUCUGGUGAAACAGUUGUCGCGCGACAAACCCCUCUUCCAGAAGUUCCUCACCGAACAGUCACGUGAACACCGCUCGAAGCUCUCAUUGGACGAACUCAUGAUUUCCGUCAUUCAAAGAAUUCCUCGUUUCGAGCUUUUGUUGAAACAAUUGCUGAAAAACACGGCGAAAGAGCACAAAGACUACGCGCUUCUCAACAAUGCCUUAAAGAAAAUCCAUUCGUUGGCGCUGUAUAUCAAUCGCGUGAAGAACGACGCCGACGUCAUCUCCCACUCGUCGUCGCUGUCGUCGACGACAACUACGGCGCAGUUGGACGUCAACCAGUCGUCGAUCACAAUCAGCCAAUUGGAGACCAUUUGCGACGGACUGCCGGCGUCGGCGCUCUUGGGCUCAACUCUUCACGAAAUCGCU